Messenger RNA from Eurytemora carolleeae, 1522 nucleotides. RefSeq lists its product as uncharacterized. The record is from RefSeq and is a predicted model, not a curated record. NCBI's taxonomy places the organism in Eukaryota, Metazoa, Arthropoda, Copepoda, Calanoida, Temoridae.
GAGAAAUAUGUGGCAAGACGGAGGGUCCAGUGGAAGUAUUUAUGAUGAUCCAGAUGAUUUUGAUGCAGAGGAAACUGGGAUACGGAAUGAGAAGUUGGAGAAAGAGACGGUUUCCGAUGGAGGAAUGAAAGUUGUAAAUACUAACACGGUGACGAUAAAUUUGAACAUUGGGCAGGGAGCGAUGGAUAGUUCAAACAUAAGACGUGGAGGAGAUGACGAAGAAUUAAUGGAGAAGAUCAAGCAGAUAAUGAAUACUAGAAGUGAGGAUUUAAAAGCUGAAAUACAAAAUGCGGCGGAGGACCGGACUGGUAGAAUGUUUGAACAGGAGGAGAAGAAGAUGGAGUUGGAAGUUAAGAUAAAUGAUACCCUGAUAAAUAUAGUAGAAGGAGUUGGAGGAGACAAAGGAGAUACGGAAGCAGGAGAUGUGAAGCUAGUUAUAGUGAUUGUGUUGGGCUGUUUGAUUGUUUGUAUAAUCAUAGUAGCUGUAUAUCUACGUUAUAGGAAUAGACCCCCUGUAGAAUCUGAGACAAUUAGGAAGCAUGGACGGGAGGAAGGUUGGCUCAACCGGAUGUGGCAAAAUGGACAGAAUUGGUGUUGUAAGCGCGAACAGAGCGGUCAGAGUACGCGGGAGCCUGAGGAGUCCGGAUAUUUGACUCCAAUUAAUACGGUAUCCGGGAUCGUAUAUACUAGUACUGUGGCGCCUGAGGACAAAGGAUUGGGAGAGGAAGCAAAGCAAGAGAAGAUACAGAAGGUGAGAACGGGACUGGAGAAUGCUAAUUUUGUGUACGGGUAUGCUGGGAUGAGAGAGGAGGAAGGCAUUUAUGAAGAUAUAAAUUGUGAAUCAAGCGAAGUGUUGGGGAAGAAGAUAGUAGGAAAAGUGGCUUUGAAUGAACCACCGAAGAGUUCUGCAAAGAUUGGCAUUACUAUUUCCAGUGAUAAACCUUAUCACACUUAUGUAAAUAUUGAAGAAAGUGACAAAGGGCAGGAGGAAGGAUCUGGUUUGGAUGUUGGAGACAUUAACAAGAAAGUAACUGCGCAAAUACAUGUGAUUUCUGAAGAAAGGGAGAAAAACAGUGUAAAAAGUAUCGACGGAGACGGAAACGAUCGCGCAGCUUCAGAUGAUGGAAAGCCAGAGGAAGAAGGUCUAAAAGACGAUAAGGAUGAAGGAAUGGAGAAGGGAAAUAAGUUAGAGUACAGUAAUAAUGAAAAUGAUACCGUCAUAUCAGACAGUUUUGCUGAAAAUGUUCGUCAAGCUAUAGAAGAGGUCGAGAAAGAAAGGUUUGAAGGAGAUGAAAGACUAGAACGUGUUCUUGAGAGCUUAGAAGAAGGAAUGAGGAGGGAGAGAGAAGAAGGUGAACAGAUUGAUGUAAGAAUCAAGCACAUGAGUGAAGACACGCCUCGGAGAAGUGCAAGGUUGGUCGAAAAACAGUCGAAAUUGGCGAAAGAAAACAAUAAACCAAAAAAAUGAAAGCUUGAUUAUUUGAAAGAAAAGUUUGAAAUGUUUGAAACUAUAAUUGGGCAA